UCGGCGGUCGCGUUUCCAGUUAAACUUUUACCGAAAAGGCGGACGGACGGGUCUUGAAAUCAAUCGUCGGGCUCCGCAGUUUCUACGCGAUUCAAUGCGAUUCGAUUCGGCUCCUGGAUUCCUGACAGCCUCCCGCAGAAUUCAAAUAUUCAAAUAAUUCCAAAACCAUUCAGAAAUCAAAAUAAAUAAAUACCUGCAAGUGAAAAUAAAUUUGCUAAAAAAAUAGAGCACAGAAUUCCUAAAGAAAAAAAUAAUCAAAAUAAAUAAGUGAAGAAAUAUAUUUUCAGGAAUUACUCAAAUGAAAAUACCCACACUAAAAAAAUAUCUGUUUUUCGGUGCUACUUGAAAUCAAUGAAAAAUUCAAUGCUAUUAGUGUGUGCAAAACAAAAAUAAAUAUGUGAAUGGAAAAAGUGCUCGAGAGUAAAUAGGCCGAAAAAGUCGAAACAAAAAUAUUUAAAAUAUAUCUUGGACAAACUGGUGCAGUUUUUUCUCGGCUACUCGGAUAUUUUCCAACAAAGAGCCAGUGCUAUUAUUAAAGUAAUUUGUGCGACACUUGCCACCUGUUCGACGACUUUUGGAAAACGCACACAAUUUAUGCAAACGACUUGGAGAAGAAAGCCGAUCUGAUUCGAGGGAAGACCAAAGAAAAAGUGAGAGUGUCGGCAGUCGUUGACCCAGUAUUGAACGAAUGAACAUUUUGAACGUUUUCGAACGAGAAACGCGUUAAAGGCGUCCGCUGAGCGCUAAGCCGAAGAAAGAGACGGACAGAGAGGCGGCGAAAGAGAUAGCAGGUAGACCAGGCGACAAUCACACAGCGACUACCGAGAUUUAUGAAGCAAGAUAGCCGGCAUAAAAGUCAAUGAACAGCGCUUUUAUUAGGCAUACGCCCCCACAUAAAUUACUAAUCAAGGCGAAACUAAUAAGAGGGCUUUACAUUUAUUGAAAUUAUGAUUAAUGAUGGGAGCUAGAGCGGCGAUGAAGCCGAUGCCGAGAGGCAUCAGGUCAGCUGGGGUUUAUUGCUCAUACGCCGCGUAAGCCCGCCGAAAAAGACUGCCGAUGGCUGAGUCUGCCGUGUCUGUAGGGGAUUGGCGGCGCAGAAGCCACAGAAACCAGAGAAACCACCACAAACUGAUCUCCACCGCCACGCUGACUUUGUUCGUGCUCUUCCUGAGCAGCUGGAUAGCCUAUGCGGCUCCUCAGCUGGUGGAAAAUGAAACGGAGUCGUCUUCGCAGGACUUUAACAGCAGCAGCGCCUUCCUGGGGGCCAUAGCCUCCGCCUCGGCCUCGGGAUCCUUCUCCCCGAUGAACAGCAGUCCCAUUGCCAUAGUCUCAUACCAGGGAAUCACGAGCAGUAAUCUAGGGGACAGCAACACCACCUUGGUGCCCCUUUCUGAUACGCCUCUGCUUAUAGAAGAAUUCGCCGCCGGGGAGUUCGUAUUACCACCCCUAACAUCUAUUUUCGUGAGCAUCGUCCUGCUGAUCGUCAUCCUCGGCACCGUGGUGGGCAAUGUCCUGGUCUGCAUAGCCGUCUGCAUGGUCAGGAAGCUGAGGAGGCCUUGCAACUAUCUCCUGGUGUCCCUAGCUCUCUCUGAUCUCUGUGUAGCUUUGCUAGUGAUGCCCAUGGCCUUGCUAUAUGAGGUCCUCGAGAAGUGGAACUUUGGGCCGCUGCUCUGCGACAUCUGGGUGUCCUUCGAUGUGCUCUGCUGCACUGCCUCGAUCCUCAAUCUGUGUGCCAUCUCCGUAGAUCGCUACCUGGCCAUCACGAAGCCUUUGGAGUAUGGUGUAAAAAGGACUCCCAGGCGAAUGAUGCUGUGCGUGGGCAUCGUCUGGCUGGCCGCCGCCUGCAUCUCACUGCCGCCGCUGCUGAUUUUGGGCAACGAGCACGAGGACGAGGAGGGCCAGCCCAUCUGCACGGUGUGCCAGAACUUUGCAUAUCAGAUUUAUGCCACGCUGGGCUCCUUUUACAUACCGCUCUCCGUGAUGCUCUUCGUGUACUACCAGAUCUUCAGGGCGGCGAGGAGGAUUGUGCUGGAGGAGAAGCGGGCGCAGACGCAUCUGCAACAGGCGCUGAACGGCACAGGAUCGCCGGUGGCCCCGCAGGCUCCUGGCACUCUUGGCCACACGGAACUGGGUUCGGGCAAUGGCCAGCAGCGGCACAGCAGUGUGGGCAACACCUCGCUGACCUACUCCACCUGCGGGGGCUUGAGCAGCGGGGGAGGAGCCCUCGCAGGACAUGGCAGCGGAGGGGGAGUGAGUGGCUCCACUGGAUUGCUAGGAUCGCCGCACCACAAGAAGCUGCGCUUUCAGCUGGCCAAGGAGAAGAAGGCCUCCACCACUCUGGGCAUCAUCAUGUCCGCCUUCACCGUCUGCUGGCUGCCCUUCUUCAUCCUCGCGCUCAUUCGUCCCUUCGAAACGAUGCAUGUGCCGGCCUCGCUUUCGUCCCUGUUUCUCUGGCUGGGCUAUGCCAACUCCCUGCUGAACCCCAUCAUCUACGCCACCCUGAACCGGGACUUUAGGAAGCCCUUCCAGGAGAUCCUGUACUUCCGCUGCUCCAGUCUGAACACCAUGAUGCGGGAGAACUACUACCAGGAUCAGUACGGCGAGCCUCCGUCGCAGCGGGUGAUGCUGGGCGAUGAGCGGCACGGGGCCAGGGAGAGCUUUCUCUAGGGGAUUUCUAGAUGGAAUCCAGCCAGGAUAAGGGAUUAGCUGAUGAGCUGACGAAAGAUCUUCUCUAGGUUUCCGGAAGAAGGCGACUCCUCUGCUCUCGACACACACUCACUUAAGUACACCCACUGGGGUGAGAACUAAAGAUCUAAAUAUAAUAGAAAAUGUAAAGUGCUAGGCGGAAAAUUAGUUUUUGGACUGUUUGACGAAGAUUAUUCUUGGGGUUUUGUAAAGAGAUCCAUAAAAUAAUUCCUGAAAAAAAUCUAUUAAAAUAAAAAACAUACUUAGUUGUUAAAAUAAUUUAUUUCAGAGCUCUAAAAAAUAUUAAAAAAAAUUAAGAACCUUGAAAAAAAACUUUUAAAAAUAAUUUAAUAUUUUCUUAUUGAAUGGUUUUCCAUUUUGAGUUUAUAGAACAAAAGAAAUAUAUUCCGAAAACUGUCCAAAGAUUACUUUCCACCUUUCAACGGCCACCCCAGUACCCACACACACAUGGAUAUUUGUAUGUAGUAGUGUUAGUAGUGCGUAUCUCUGUAUAUGUGCACCGCCCCCUGAAAAUUCGCAUUAUACGUAGGUAUAUUUCAAGUGCGAAUUGUAGACGACUCCUCUAAAUGUAACUUGUUGUUGUAAUUUUAAAUGUAGAACUAAGCAAUACCAAACAAACACACCUACACACACACACACACGGUUGUAACUGUGACAGGUUUCUACGGUUCCUUUUAUGUUUCGAAAACAAUCAGCACCGGAUAAGAGACACAAUCGUUAUCGAAUCUAUUGAUACCUCCCCCGAAAAAGCUCCUAGAAAAACCCUUGAAA
Molecule: messenger RNA, 3477 nt
Organism: Drosophila takahashii
Lineage: Eukaryota; Metazoa; Arthropoda; Insecta; Diptera; Drosophilidae
Gene: 5-HT7
Product: 5-hydroxytryptamine receptor 7
Biological process (GO): G protein-coupled receptor signaling pathway, coupled to cyclic nucleotide second messenger; chemical synaptic transmission
Cellular component (GO): plasma membrane; dendrite
Molecular function (GO): G protein-coupled serotonin receptor activity; neurotransmitter receptor activity
Source: RefSeq, a predicted model, not a curated record